AUGCCACUAGAAGUUGGCUCUGCCACUCAGCUAGAUAUUGUGGUUGAGUUUGAGGUGGAUCAGAAGGACUUGGAAAGAAUAAAUGGUACUAACACAACCUACAGUUGCAAUGGGAAUGGCAGGGCAGCUGAAAGAGAGGGACUGAUAGCGAUAAAUUUUGUAUGUAAUAGGUCGUCUAAGGCACCGGAUGUUGACAAGGCAAUGUAUGGCAGUACAGUGUCAAUACUAAAAGGCGAAAAACUGUCUAUGAGAAUACUGUUGGAUCACUCAAUAGUCGAGAGUUUUGCUCAAGGCGGUCGGACAUGCAUCACCUCGCGUAUAUAUCCGACAACAGCUGUAGGCGAAGAUGCUUGUCUCUUCCUGUUUCACAAUGCCACUGAUGUAGGAAUAACUGCAUCACUUCAGACAUGGCAAAUGAGUUCUGCAGACGUGCAAUGA
Molecule: messenger RNA, 438 nt
Organism: Fraxinus pennsylvanica
Lineage: Eukaryota; Viridiplantae; Streptophyta; Magnoliopsida; Lamiales; Oleaceae
Source: the annotation of a GenBank genome assembly